CUGGCUCACCCGGGAGCAGCCCGUGGCCCUGCCCCUGCGGCCUCCUCCGUCCUUUUCUUCUCAGAGCUGCUUUCCUUCCCUUUCCAGUGGCUGCCCCCUGGGAAGGGGCCCUGGCAGUGGAGGAAGUGCCCUGGUGGCAGUGCUAUAAGGGAGGGACUUCACACCCAGGACCGGCGCAGCCACGUGCCACUGGGGUCCUGGUGCUGUGCCCCCAGCAGGUGCCGUGGGACGGGACCGGGCGCUUCGUCUGUGAGUUCAGAGGUCAAGUCCCUCACAGCGUACCCGUGAGCGUGCGGCGGCGUAACCCUCCAGGAAGCCGAGUCGGGGACUGGUCAUGUUUUGGUAGUGGUGACAGACACUGCCUGGGUCAGGUCUGUCUACUGCCCCGGCCGCUGCGUUUGGGCCGCUCGACGGAGGGAAGCCAGCUGUGUGGAUGCCUAGGCUCCUUGACUAACAGGUCAGCCAGUCACUCGAUGGGGAGCAACGGCAGACCCCCUUCCCGUGUCGCCGUGCCGCCUGUCUGCAGCCAGGGAAGCCGCUUCAGCGCCGCCUCAGUCAUAAUGAUGAAACUGGUAUUAACUGAAUGGCAAUUAUGGAUUUUUAACUCUAAUUCACAGUAAUCCAACAAGCCGUAUGUUUAAAAUCCAACCAAAAAUCGUUUUGUUUUGCUGCGAGCUGCAUCGGUUGUGGCAAGCCACACGAGGAGGAAUAUAAGUGUUACUUGCUGAGGAGCGCAGCGGAAGCAGAGAGGAAACGUCCGGUUCACCCUCACAGAUACGUGGCAGUGGUGGUGUGGCGGUAGAGCAGACACGCGAGCACACGCACGCACGCACACACACACCUACCUACCUACCUACCUACCUACCUGGUGGGAUGAGAAUGGCUCCACAGAACGCCGACUCAGAAUCCAUGCAAGUUCAGGAGCUGCCGCUGCCCCUGCCCGAGCUGCAGAAGCCCACCGACACUGAGCCGCACGAGGAGACCACCAGCGAGGGCUCCAUCGACCGCAUCCCCGUCCGCCUGUGGGUCAUGCACGGGGCCGUGAUGUUUGGCAGGGAGUUCUGCUACGCCAUGGAGACGGCGCUGGUCACGCCCAUCCUGCUGCAGAUCGGCCUCCCGGAGCAGUACUACAGUCUCACCUGGUUCCUGAGCCCCAUCCUCGGGCUCAUCUUCACGCCCCUCAUCGGCUCCGCGAGUGACCGCUGCACCCUGAGCUGGGGCCGCCGGCGGCCGUUCAUCCUCGCCCUCUGCGUGGGCGUGCUGUUCGGCGUGGCGCUGUUCCUCAACGGCUCUGCCAUUGGUCUGAUCCUUGGCGAUGUCCCCAACCGGCAGCCUGUUGGCAUCGUCCUCACCGUGGUGGGGGUGGUGGUCCUGGAUUUCAGUGCCGAUGCAACUGAGGGGCCCAUCCGCGCCUACCUGCUGGACGUGGUGGACAGCGAGGAGCAGGACAUGGCCCUCAACAUCCACGCCUUCUCUGCUGGCCUCGGCGGGGCCGUCGGCUACGUGCUGGGGGGGCUGGACUGGACGCAGACGUUCCUGGGCGCCUGGUUCCGGACACAGAACCAGGUGCUGUUCUUCUUCGCGGCCAUCAUCUUCACUGUGUCGGUGGCCCUGCACCUGUUCAGCAUCGAGGAGGAACAGUACUGCCCCCAGCAGGACCGCGGCGUGGAGGCCGCCCUACCCGCCGCCCCGCAGCCCGGCCUCCGGGACGGCCGCACGCUGCUCCCCGACGAGGUGCAGUCGGAGCACGAGCUGCCGCUGGACGGCCUGGACACGGGCCUGGCGCGCAGCAAGAGCGACUCGGCGCUGCACAUGCCGGACGCCGCGCUCGACCUGGAGCCCGAGCUGCUCUUCCUGCACGACAUCGAGCCCUCCAUCUUCCACGACGCCUCGGGCCCCGGCACCCCCCACAGCACCAGCCAGGACCUGGCCUUGGCCAGGCUGCCCCGUCUGCCCUCCCUGCUCAGGGACCCCGCCAGAGAGGACACCACGCUGCUGGACAAUCACGUGAACGAAUCCCAAGUCCCCAACGGCAGCGGCAGCGGCUCGCUCCUGAAGGACGGCCUGCACAGCUGCCCCCAGGUGGACCUGAAGCCCUCAUCCGCGUCCAGUGCCGUGCGGCGGCGCAGGCACGCGUUCCACCGGCAGGCCUCCAGCACCUUCUCCUACUACGGCAAGAUCAGCUCCCACCGCUACCGCUACCGGCGCGCCAAUGCCGUGGUCCUGAUCAAGCCCUCACGCAGCAUGAGCGACUUGUACGACCUGCAGAAGUGGCAGCGGCAGCGGAGUCGGCACCGCAACCAAAGCGGGGCCACCACCUCCAGUGGGGACACGGAGAGCGAGGAGGGUGAGGGCGAGACCACCGUGCGGCUGCUCUGGCUGUCCAUGCUGAAGAUGCCCCGCGCACUGGCCCGGCUCUGCCUCUGCCACCUGCUCACCUGGUUCUCUGUCAUCGCCGAGGCCGUCUUCUACACCGACUUCAUGGGCCAGGUCAUCUUCAAGGGCGACCCCAAGGCCCCCUCCAACUCGACCUCCUGGCAGGCCUACAACGCUGGUGUGAAGAUGGGCUGCUGGGGCCUGGUCAUUUACGCAGCCACCGGCGCGAUCUGCUCAGCCCUGCUACAGAAGUACCUGGACAACUACGACCUGAGCAUCAGGGUCAUCUACGUGCUGGGGACACUGGGCUUCUCCGUGGGCACGGCCGUGAUGGCCAUGUUUGCCAACGUCUACGUCGCCAUGGCCAUGAUCAGCACCAUGGGCGUCGUGUCCAUGAGCAUCUCCUACUGCCCCUACGCUCUGCUCGGGCAGUACCACGACGUCAAGGAGUACGUCCAGCACAGCCCCGGGAACUCCAGGCGCGGCUUCGGCAUCGACUGCGCCAUCCUCUCCUGCCAGGUGUACAUCUCCCAGAUCCUGGUGGCCUCGGCCCUCGGGAGCGUGGUUGAUGCCGUGGGGACGGUGCGUGUCAUCCCCAUUGUGGCCUCCGUGGGCUCGUUCCUGGGCUUCCUGACAGCCACGUUCCUGGUAAUCUACCCAGAGGUGUCGGAAGAGGCCAAGGAAGAGCAGAAAGGCCUGUCUUCCCAGCCCACGGGCGAAGGCAGUGGCGAGAAGCCCACUGUGCUGAGGCUGUCCCGGAAGGAGCGCCUGCAGGGCUCCGUGGAGACAGAGUCCAUGGUCUGAGCCGAGCCCCCAGGGCGCACACACGCCGCCGGGCCGGCGGGGCUGCUUCCCCAGCGGCCGCACCGACCUGACCUUUCUCAGAUGAGCAGCGUCGAGGGCGGGGCCGGUUUGCACAGAAACACCACACCAGUUCACUUUUCCCACAAUUAAAAAUCAUUCAAUUUUUUUAAUUGAAAAAGACCUUUUUAAUUUCAACUCUUUUAUUCUGCAAGUAUAUUAUUCUGCAUGUUCUUUAAAUUGUAAGCCAGAUUCACAAUCUAGACCAUAAGCAAUUUAGGAAAAGAGAGGAUUUUUUCUAAAGCAGAAUUGAACCCCCAAGACCCCUGCUGUCCUUGGCCACACCUCAUCUGGCGCUUCAGAUGAGGCGGCGUGGCCAGCAGCCGGCACGAUCUCCCCCGGCUCUGUCUCCGGACGCCUU
This is a messenger RNA of Artibeus jamaicensis (Jamaican fruit-eating bat), 3598 nucleotides long. RefSeq names its product solute carrier family 45 member 4 (gene SLC45A4). NCBI's taxonomy places the organism in Eukaryota, Metazoa, Chordata, Mammalia, Chiroptera, Phyllostomidae. Gene Ontology annotation, biological process: transmembrane transport. The transcript is spliced from 9 exons. The record is from RefSeq and is a predicted model, not a curated record. Bases 874 to 3180 code for a protein of 768 amino acids. Gene Ontology annotation, cellular component: membrane. Gene Ontology annotation, molecular function: sucrose:proton symporter activity.